Syngnathus acus (greater pipefish) is the source of this 2781-nucleotide messenger RNA. It is a transcript of the gene sdcbp2, whose product is annotated as syndecan binding protein (syntenin) 2. NCBI's taxonomy places the organism in Eukaryota, Metazoa, Chordata, Actinopteri, Syngnathiformes, Syngnathidae. Bases 152 to 1066 code for a protein of 304 amino acids. The record is from RefSeq and is a predicted model, not a curated record. Gene Ontology annotation, molecular function: protein binding. Gene Ontology annotation, cellular component: cytoplasm; plasma membrane. The transcript is spliced from 9 exons.
GUCACUUUCCAGAAUCCCCCUUCAAGUCAUCAACGACGAGACGAGAGACCCAGAGCAACGACACGCUGUAUUUAUAAUCUGGUCUACGCCACUGUCGCUCUCCCUUUUUUUUUUAAAUACCAAGCCGAAUUCCAAGUCAAUACAGUACAGGAUGUCUCUGUACCCAUCUCUCGAGGACCUAAAGGUUGACAAGGUGAUGAAGGCCCAGGCCCAGUUCGCCCAGACCACCACCAACGCCACCAUGCCAGCCAUCACUGAGGGAAGUGACCAGCCGCAGCUUGGCACGGCUGGGAUGCCUUCAUCCUCCUUGUAUCCAAAUCUGGAGGAGCUGGGAGAGUACAUGGGCCUGAGCCUCAACAGCGAUGAGGUGCAGAGGAACUUGGCCUUGUUGCCUGCUGCCAAUAAUCAAGUGGCAGUGCCCUCCUACUCAGGUGUCGGUGGGAUGGUGUGUCCUGUGACAGGGUCAGAUGUUGGCAUCAGGAGGGCUGAGGUUCGCCAAGGGCUGCGGGAAAUUAUUCUCUGCAAAGACCAGGACGGCAAGGUCGGACUUCGCCUCAGGGCAAUUGACAACGGAGUGUUUAUCCAGCUGGUGCAGGCCAAUUCCCCUGCCGCCUUGGCCGGACUGCGCUUUGGUGACCAAGUUCUGCAGGUUAACGGCCAGAACUGUGCCGGGUGGAGUGUUGAUAAGGCCCACAAGGCCUUGAAGGCUGCAGCAGAGACCCGCAUUGAGCUUGUUGUCCGGGACAGGCCAUUUCAGCGCACAGUCACCAUGCAGAAAGAUAGCUCAGGCCACGUGGGCUUCAUCUACAAGUCUGGUAAAAUCACAUCAUUGGUCAAGGAUGGCUCUGCAGCCCGCAAUGGCCUGCUGACUGACCAUUACAUCUGUGAGAUCAACGGACAGAACGUUAUCGGACUCAAGGAUUCCCAGAUUAAGGAUAUUUUGAACACAUGCCCAACCGCCAUGACCAUCACCAUCAUGCCCAAGUUCAUCUACGAACACAUGAUUAAGAGGAUGUCCACCAGCCUUCUGAAGUCGGCCAUGGAUCACUCCAUCCCAGAGGUGUGAAGUUCAGGAGCGGGACCCCUAGAUAUCCGCCUUCUCUCUUUUCCUCCCAUCCUUUGUCUGUCUCUUUCUGCCUCUUGUAUCAUCAGCGCCUUCAUUUAUCGACAUAAUCUCACAAUGCCUUGGUUAUAGCUUUCAGUAAUCUUAAAGGUCAUUAUAUUUCAAUUGUUUUGUUUACAGUUUUCCUCUGCUGACACUUGUAGUUAUUUUUUUAAUCAAAGAUUUACAUUGUCCUUGUAGACCAAAAUGAAACAAGUGUUAUUUUAUUGGUUUGAGUUUUUUUUCCAACCAUGCAAACUUCUGAGUCCAGAGCUUCCUCCUGGCGAUGGAGACGAUCGUUUAUUUCUUUCACCUUGUCGUCCAAGAUGCUGUAAAGAGUCAGCAACCUGAGCCCCACCGACCGUGCGCACCCGGGGAUGUGUGCUCACUUAACCUUAUCCAGUGUAGGCGUUCUUAUUUGGUCAGUACAGCCAGUCGAUUUCAGUGUUAUGUGUUUUUUUUAACGGUAUGACAUUUUAUCUGGGGGGGGAGUAGAAUUGACAUUGACUGUGCUUGCAUGGAUAACAGGAACUGGAACAUGGUUUAUUGGAACUGCAUUUGGCAAUAUUAGGAAUGAUUGCUUAACUCGAAAUAAAAUCUAUCAGUUGUCUUAUGCUGCAUUCUGGGACAGCUUGGAAGCAAAGAAUAUCCUACUUGGAAUCCCAGUGGACACUUAGUAAACAAAUAAAUUAGCUUACUUCUUAGAGACGACAUUAUAAUAGAUUUUCCUGAAAGCUAGUCGAUAUGCCAACAACUUGUUUUUUUUUUUUACAUUUGACAAAAUUACUUAAAACAGAGAUAGCAGUAGCAAUAUACAUUUAGACCAGUUUACAUUGAUAUCUACUAUAACUAAUAAUACAGAUACCUACACAACUUAAUCUCUGAAUUAGCAAAUCAAAACUUCAUCUUAAUUUUGCACGAUUCCCAAUUUUUUUAAAUAUAACGUUAGGCACAGUGUGUUUUGAUUUUAGUGGCAUUUGUGCCAGCAGAUAUUCAGAUGCCCCAGUCGUCACUUCUCAAUGUUGUCCAUGGAAUCACAGCCACUGGGACGAGAGCCUCUCUUCGUAUGCUGCCUGGAUAAGCAAAUAGUCAAAGAUGAAAAUGGCCGCAGCUUCCAGCGUGUUACCAAGCUAUAAUCGGGAUCAUAGUGCAUCAUGGCAUUGGCGAGCAGGAUACCAUCAUUUCAAGGGGGACUGGAGUAGUUUUUGUCAGGGGCCGGGUAUGUGUUGGGCGGACCCACUAAGUGCACUUUCCACCACCUAUUUUUUUUUUUUCUCAAAUAGAGGUUGUCUUUCCUUUUUCCCCAUUUCAAAAGCCGUUUGUUUUGUCGUUGAAAUUAUUGUGUGUGGUGCCUCUUGUCAACAAAUCUACCCUCGAAAUGUUCCCUUCAAGAGCUGCUCAAAUUCGAUGCUGAAAAUCAACCUUUUGGAUUGAUAAAUGGGUACAAAACCCGCUCGUGUCCCUCCCCUGCUGUCUUUUUCCAAACUGAAGAGCACAGUGAAAUCAGGCAAUUUUUUUUAACUUCUGUCAAGUUGCUCCAUUUUGGGUGCAUGUAUUCUUUUGCCUUUUCUGGGUAUGCAAUCUGAUAAAAAUCCUUCAUAUUCUGUAAAAAAAAAGUUUAUAUUUGAAUGUAACCAAGAUAAUACUAUUGUAAAACAAAUAAACUGUCUUUCUGUUCA